AUGGCAAUGUGCGAACGGAACCCUCUGAGCCCGCCGGGCUACGUCGGACCUCUGUUGAAUUUGGCCCCGACUCCCGAGACGCUCUACUUGUCCAACUUGCGGGGCGGCAACGCCGGGGCGCACAUGCCCCCGCUGCACCCCCACCACCACCCUCACCACCCCCACCACCACCACCACCACCACCACCACCACAUCCCUUACAACAGGAGGCCAGAGCUGUGCACGCUCCCGUGGCCCGCGUCAAGUUCGUGCGCGUCCGGGACGCCCGCGCAGAGCCGCGCCUUCGGACCCUACUGCCCGACGUUUCGCUCCAACAACAACAACAACAACAACAACAACAGCAACACCACCGGCAACCCGGCCAAGUCUCCCCGGGCCGAGCCGGCACCUCGGUGCCCCCAGGGCCCAGACCGCAAGGCGCCACAGUCGGGCGCGGCUCACGACGUUUACGCCGAGGAGCUGCAAGGCCACGGCGGGGGCCAGCGGGGUUACUCGGACGGGGGGCACGCUUCUGCCCAUGCCGGCCAUCUGGACCUGCACGAGUGCGCGCGACGACUUCAUGUAAACAACAAGCAGCACCAAACAGCUCGACCUCCGUCCACUCUCAUGUGCUUUGCUGAAGGUGGUGCGUGGCGCUCGUCGCAGCAGGUGAGGACCAGGAAGAAGAGGAAGCCUUACUCCAAACCUCAGCUCGCCGAGCUGGAGAGCGAAUUCCUGCUCAACGAGUUCAUCAACAGGCAGAAGCGCAAAGAGCUUUCGGACAGGCUGGAGCUGAGCGACCAGCAGGUGAAAAUCUGGUUCCAGAACCGCAGGAUGAAGAAGAAGCGACUCAUGAUGCGAGAGCAAGUCUUCGCUACUUACUGAUGGACGAAAUAC
Molecule: messenger RNA, 876 nt
Organism: Phycodurus eques (leafy seadragon)
Lineage: Eukaryota; Metazoa; Chordata; Actinopteri; Syngnathiformes; Syngnathidae
Gene: hoxd12a
Product: homeobox D12a
Exons: 2
Coding region: 1-864 (287 amino acids)
Biological process (GO): regulation of DNA-templated transcription
Molecular function (GO): sequence-specific double-stranded DNA binding; DNA-binding transcription factor activity, RNA polymerase II-specific
Source: RefSeq, a predicted model, not a curated record